AUGGCUCAAUUCUUCGGCCUCGGCACUAGCGUUCCCUUCCCUCCUCUCUACAAGAUGGCCUACCAGAUCGCGGUCUUCUUCGUCUUUGAGGAUGCAUGGCACUACUGGAUGCACCGCGCCUUCCACUGGGGUCCCCUCUACAAGGCCGUUCACAAGAUUCACCACCAAUACUCUGCUCCUUUCGGUCUCGCCGCUGAGUACGCCUCGCCAAUUGAAGUCAUGAGCUUGGGCUUCGGUACCGUUGGUAUUCCCAUCGUAUGGUGCGCCAUCACUGGAGACCUCCACAUCUUGACCAUGUACAUCUGGAUUGUCCUUCGCCUCUUCCAAGCCAUCGACGCACACUCUGGCUACGACUCUUUCCGCUGGUGGGACUACUGCUUGGACACCGAGGCCGGUCCUGAGGCUUCCAAGAGAAGAAGAGAGGCAAAGCUCGCAAAGGCCAGAAAGGCUCAGUAA
Molecule: messenger RNA, 456 nt
Organism: Aureobasidium musti
Lineage: Eukaryota; Fungi; Ascomycota; Dothideomycetes; Dothideales; Saccotheciaceae
Source: the annotation of a GenBank genome assembly